Messenger RNA from Salvelinus namaycush (lake trout), 2634 nucleotides. Its product is annotated as zinc finger protein 883-like. The record is from RefSeq and is a predicted model, not a curated record. Bases 79 to 2139 code for a protein of 686 amino acids. NCBI's taxonomy places the organism in Eukaryota, Metazoa, Chordata, Actinopteri, Salmoniformes, Salmonidae. The transcript is spliced from 3 exons. Gene Ontology annotation, molecular function: RNA polymerase II cis-regulatory region sequence-specific DNA binding; DNA-binding transcription factor activity, RNA polymerase II-specific. Gene Ontology annotation, biological process: regulation of transcription by RNA polymerase II.
AUUGCUGGCAGCAUGCUAGGUAGCUACAGUAUAUAGUUAGCUUGGUUCUUAUUCUAUGCGAAUGAGUCUGAGGGCAAAAUGGCUACAGCUUACAAUAUGUUUCAGUUAGAAACAACAUCGAUUAUGGCCGUUGUCGUCGAGACGGUAAUUACAGAAUUUAGUCCAUUUUUGCGCGUCGUGCCAAACUCGUACAAUCCGGAGAGAGAGUUUUGCACAAUUAUGAAUCUGGUGACGGGAGAGGCUAUUCGUAAAAUCUGCCAACUAUUCCUAGUGGCUUCCUCAAGUUUACAAAAUGAGAACGUGAAACUGAAGACCAAGGUCGAGCAGAUGACCCAGUUGUUUGAAAACAAUACACAGCCUGGUAAAAGUCCUGCAAAUUUUUGCGGUAAACCCACAGAGACAUCUUCAUUGGAGAAUGACUCCUCUCUGGGAGACACAGAUGGACUGAAUACAGACCUCUCCCCAAGAGACACUGAAUCCAACGUUGAGCAUAUGAGAGAUGCUAUGCCAGAGGGCAACGGGCGAGACAGCCAUGAAAGCCAGAAAAACAGCAAUACUAAAGGGACACGAUCCAAAGAAACCAAACGCUUCAAGUGUGAUAUUUGUGAGAAGACCUUCAGCCAGAACAAACGGCUGAUACAACACAAGCUAACUCACACAAGACCCUUCAAGUGUGAUGUUUGUGAAAAGACCUUCAGCAGGGAAGGGUCACUGGAAUCUCACACGCUAACUCACACAAAACCCUUCAAGUGUGAUGAUUGUGACAAGACCUUCAGCCGGAACCGCUUGCUGGUACGUCACAAGCUAAUUCACACAGGAGAGAGGCCAUUCGCUUGUGGCCAAUGUGGCAAAACAUUCACAAUGUCUAAGCAGCUCGAACAUCACAUGUUGCGUCACAGAGACAAAACACUCAGUUGCAAAGUCUGUGGAAAUACAUUCUUUACCAAAAAAGAUCUGAAACGACAUCAACUUGUUCAUGCAGUGGAGAGACCGUUCAAGUGCCUGACUUGUGGAAAGGGUUUCACAAAAAGGAAACUGCUUAUUGAGCACGAGAGAAUCCACACCGGUGAAAAACCAUACAGCUGUGCUGUAUGUGGGAAGAGUUACACACAGAGUGGAGGCCUGAGUUAUCAUAUGCGAACACAUACAGGUGAACGUCCGCAUUCAUGCUCAGAGUGUGGUAAGCGCUUUAUAACUAAAUCCAGCCUUGAAAAGCACAAGGUAAUCCAUACAGGGCAGAAGCCAUUUACAUGUGAGACCUGUGGAGCUGCUUUCGGCCAUAAAGGAAACCUUGUGAGACACCAAGUGCUUCACACAGGGGAGAGACCGUACAAAUGUAAAGUGUGUGGGAAAAGCUACCUUCAGUCCACCCUCUUAAAAGCUCACAUGCACCGUCAUGGGGCAACCAAACCAUUUAUGUGUGACCUAUGUGGGAAGACCUUUAUGUACAAUUUUCUAAUGAGACGACACCAUCUAAAAUGGCACACAGCUGAAGGAGAGAAGCAGAAAGAACGAGAGAGAAAAGAGAGAACGAGAGAGAGAACCGCCAAGAGACCGGGAACCUCAACAAAGCCAUUCAGUUGCGACAUAUGUUUGAACGGCUUCAGCUCCAUGUUAACUCUGAAAAACCAUCAACGAAUUCACACAGGACAAAAGCAAUACUCUUGUUCCAUUUGCGGAAAGACCUUUGCCUAUAAACAUACUUUUGACUAUCACAUGAGACUUCACAGUGGAGUGAAGCCCUACACUUGUAAAUACUGUGAAAAGAAAUUUGUUCUUAGGCAAGCUCUCGAAGGACAUGAGCGAACCCAUACAGGUGAAAAGCCCUUCAAAUGCAGUUAUUGUGACAAGACUUUUGCAGUCAACACCAAUCUCAAAAGGCAUGAGCGAGUCCACACGGGAGAGAAGCCAUUCAAAUGUGACGUCUGCGGGAGAGGUUUUGGCCAAGCCAACAACGUCAAAGCCCACAUGCAAGUCCACACUGGAGUUAGGCCUUAUUAUUGCAAGAGAUGUGGAAAGGGCUUUUCUGACAUAAGACACUACAAAAACCAUAGCUGUAAUGGUGUGGCAGUGACACACGAUCAGUCGAACAAAUCUUCUGACCGCACUUUCAGAAGUAGAAAAGGAGAACUGCGGUAGAGACAGGAGUGCUUGCCUUAAUGCUGCUGUGAUGUAGACUCAGUGAUAUAAUCUCUAUCAUUCACAGUGGGGCAACUUCCUGGUUUCAGACAUCAGGAACAACAGGGAUGUAUUCAGCAGGGUGAAAAGUUCUGGGGUGAGUUUCUGGAAUGCCUCAGCUGUCAUAUUACAUUUCACAACCCAGGCACAAGUAAAUUUGCUCCUCACAACCCAGAGCCCUUAUUGCCUCAUCCUAGUUUGCUCUUACUUUGAGGCAUGCUCACAUUGGGGAGAGCCUAUUUGACUUUUGUUUUAUUUCUGUUCAGCUAAACUACAAAGCUUAUUUUAUUUUUUUUAGGAAUUAAGGUUAGCUGUUUAGAAAUUGAGGUGUGUGUCUGAGGUAAUGCUUGGAGAUCCAGGGUUUAUGUUCAUGAGCCCAUUAUUUUUGACAGUUUGCUAAAUUGUCUGUUUAAUAUAAUUUUUUCUAUUGUGUAAAGAUCAUUAAAACACAUACAA